This is a messenger RNA of Fusarium redolens, 4987 nucleotides long. RefSeq lists its product as uncharacterized. The transcript is spliced from 5 exons. Bases 98 to 4759 code for a protein of 1553 amino acids. NCBI's taxonomy places the organism in Eukaryota, Fungi, Ascomycota, Sordariomycetes, Hypocreales, Nectriaceae. Gene Ontology annotation, molecular function: protein binding. The record is from RefSeq and is a predicted model, not a curated record.
GGAGCGGUGAAGGAACUACUGAUAUUAUCUUGGCCUUUAACCAAGCGUGUCUCCAACCCUCUUCAAUUCUGGUCCAAGUCAGCGCUACACUUCCACGAUGGUUGUCGAGGCGAAACCAGCAGGAAAUGCUCCCACAGAGCUAGCUCGACUAUGGAGAGAUGCGUUCCAGGCUUACAACGAUGCGGUGGGGAAAAAAGGCCUGAAACUCGACCUCGACGGUGGCCAUCUCGUCACCAGCUUGGCCGAUGUUGUGGGUUCCGUCGACACGUCCAAAAAAUCGUUUGAGAAGUGGCGACACGACGGUGGAAACUGGGACAAAGCAGUCCACUUCAUCGGUAAGAAUCUUGACUACGCCCAGAGAGUCGGCGACCAGAUCGCUUGUUCUGCUGCUGCCUCGUUUCCUCCCGCUAGCGCGAUAUGGACUGUAGCAACGUACGCCAUCAAGGCAUGCCAGGCUCAGUCCAAGGACUAUGAUCAGUUACUGGGCCUUAUCGGAGAAGCAGGAUCCUUCUUAAAGACGCUUCAGAUCAUUGAGGACAAUUUCCCCGACUGCGACUGUUAUGCAGAAUGUGUCACCGAUGCAUUCACCGCCCUCAUGAUGGUCUUUGCCAUUCAGACAAAGUAUAUGUGGGAAGGACGGCCGUUGAAGUUCUUGCAUACUCUUGUCCAAGGCGGCGGCGACGCCAGACUCAGUGCAGCCUACGGCGAUGUUACCACUGCCAUCUCUCGCCUGAGUCGUGCGAAUGGUUUGAUGGCUGUGAGAAACACCGAGGACAUUAAGACAUUGGUAGGCAAUCUCGGCGAGAAAGUCGACUUCAUCCACGAGGAAAUGAUCGCCUACUUUCAAGACCAAGGCAAACGGAUUGAGGCUGGAUUCGACCUCCAGGAACUGAAUUUCCAGCAGCAGAGCGCCUCACUGGCCAGCAUUCAACGCAGCAUCAGAGAGCUUAAGAGCCAGCUGGCCCAGGAUACCAACGCUGAGACUGCUGCACAACCCACAAAAGACGCCGUAACCGGGAAAUCAGUGGCCCUGAAUAUCGCAAAGCACUUCUUCGGGGCACCUCCGAGCCCCUUGGCCAAAUUCAAAGAGCUACGUCGCUCAUUCGUACCCGGUACAGACUCUUGGCUCUACGAGAACAAGAAGUACCAGGAAUGGCAGGACGGGGACACAAAUUUCCUCUGGAUUACCGGCGAACCAGGGUUGGGUAAGACUCAUCUAGCUUACUCAAUCAUCGAAUCACUCCGAACCAAGACGAACAAGGACCCACAGACCUCAGUCGCAUAUUACUUCUUCCAACAAGAGAACGAACCUUUCAGGUCUGUCAAGUCGGCUCUCCAAUCAAUUGGUCUGCAAAUAGUCACCCAAAACCACAAGCUCUGUGAGAGACUUGCGAGCGGAGUGUCCGACAUUUGUUGUGCGAAGUGGUCCCUUCUCAACAUCUGGUUAUGGACAAUUGACGAACUGUACGAGAAGGACUCAAACGACCGACUUUUCCUCGUUAUUGACAGCCUUGAACAAGCAAAUCCUGCCCAAGCCGGAGAAUUCCUUGCCUAUAUGGAAGGCAUCGUCGACUUCAAGCAGAAGAUUAAGGUUGUUUUCACCGGCAACGACUUCGAGGCAUUGUCUAUGUGGCGUAAGUAUCGUGUCACCAAAGACCUUGCUACUAUUUCGAUCGACCCGAGUGCUGCCAGGAGUGGGAUGCAGAAGUUGCUUGAAUCUAGAUUCGAGUCGCUUCCUCGACUGUCGAGAUUUAGUGACCAUGUGAAGGCAGAGAUUGCCAAAGCCAUAACAGACGGGAAGUAUGGGCUUCAAUACGCUGACAGGAUUUUGCAAUACCUCGAUUCUAAAGGUCUGGAGCGUCCAGCUAUGAGAGCUCUCGACGAACUUCCAGGAGGUCUGCCUCACUUCUACAACAAUGUACUAACUACGUGCUCCGAUAAUUUGAGAGAGCAAGAACGGCUAUCACUGAAGCUCAUAUUCGCCUGGAUAGCUUUCGCAGAGCGCCCACUCACCCUCGAGGAGGCGUACAGCUUACUCAAGUUGAAGCUUGGAAAGUUGAUUGAUCUUGAAACGGAAAUAGCAGGAAGAUGUUCAAGCAUCUUGGAUAUGUCCAGCAAUCUCGUCUGGGAGGAGCUGAUACAAAGAAGGCAACGGAACGAAGUCGUUCACAAGGACUCCAACGUUGAGGGCCCGUCCGAAGACGAAGCUGACAAGGUUCAGUCUCGCGACAUGUACCAGCCGGAUAGCUCGCUUCUCCUUCAUUUCCAGGAAAACACACUUCGUGAGCACAUGCGGUCAGCAAAUGUCCCGAACAGCACUCUGCAGACGUCGCCGCUCCUUUCUCAUGUCGAUAUCUUUACCACUUGCGCAGAAGUGCUCUGCAGCCCUGAAGAACCAAGAGCCCCGGGGAACGCUGAUGCAAGACGGACACUCCAGAAGUACGCGGCGAAUUAUUGGAUGGCUCAUUUCAGACAAAUCAUAGACAUUGCCACGUCUAAGACGGAUGGGGUACAGGAACAGACUUAUACGAUUUCUGCUCCAGAUGAGGUUGUUACCCGAGUAGUCCAAUGCUUCAGUAGCAUCUCUUCGGACAGAGGUAAUGUUGUGAAGAAAUUAUUACAGUAUAAUGCAGGAUCCUGCUACGAUGACUUCAACGACGGAGUACCUUACUUUAUCAAACUAUGGGCACAGAAGGCCCUUGAAAGCUCACCAAAUCUUUUAGGGGAAGAAGUGAGGCUUUGGGCGCAGAGAGCAGUUGAAAACCCAGCCCAAGUUUUGCAACCCCUUGCGCGUGGCCAUGUAAUCCAUUGGUUUACCGAGAUCCAUGAGGACACGGCUUCGCGGGCUUUCAAACUAGCAUGGAAAGCUUUUGUUACACGCGAGAUUGAUGAGAAUUCUCCGUCUCAGGAAGAAGAAGAUGACCAGUGGUUCUACAAGGAAAAUGAAGUCGAAGGCAGCGGGGAUGAUGAUGCUUCCGAAGAGGAAGAUAUAACUUCCUGCGAACAACAACUAAUUUCUGCCUUCGAAGACGUUGUAGUCGGGCCGUCUGGUUACAGAGCCAUGGGAUUGGCGCUCCUCUCCGAGUGGGCAUUUGACGCUCUAGAGGCCUUCAACGAGAGCUUAAAACUUUGCGAAACAGAUAUCGACCAGUUUGCCACUCUCGCAGCCAUGGCCAAGUGCCACCACAGCAUUGAAGAUCACGACAAAGAUGCUUAUGAUAUGGCGUGCAAGGCACUCGCACUUGACCGCUCCGGCCUGGACAAGGGGUAUGAUGACCUGGUUCACACGGCCCUCAUUGUACGGGCUACCUACGAGUCCAACCACAACAUGCUCGAAGCCGCCGUCGAGUCGCUGCAGGAGGCCAUGACAGUCUAUUCUGGGGAUCGAGGAAAGACAGCCGAAGACUUCAGCAUGCUGCUUCGUAUUCUUGACAAACUCGGCCGCCACGAAGACAUCCUCGCCAGCAUUGUGAAGUGGGGUCCGAUACGACUCGCUGUGACUGCUGAGGACUGGGACGAGGUGAACAUGUGGUAUCAGAAAGCGGCCAAGCAGACAGGACAGGAGCAAGUCAUGAUUAUGACGUACGAACUCUUGGUCCAGGAACUUGCACCCUUGGAGUGGGCAUCACCAACGCGGUACCAGUAUGCGCUCGGCUGCCGCCGCAGCAUCGGCGAUAUGGCGAAGGCCAAGAGCUUACUGUAUGAGAUCCUGGACGCAGACAAUUGCAUCGAUCCGGCCACGGACACCGUCUCGGACAGCAUUCCUUACCUCGCACGCCGCGAGCUUGCAGAAAUCAUACACGACGAAUUUCUCCAAGCGACGAGCUCCGCGCAAAAGCGCGCUUCACUUUCCGAAAUCGAAGGCCUAGCGGGACGGAAACUCGGAAACGCCCAUCUCACGUCUGACAUCCAGGCGAACUUUCUAAAGAGGCCUGAAGCUACUAUCCUCGCCCGAAUGUACCGUCGCUUCGGGCCGCUGGACAAGUUCGAGGAGACGUUGACGGAGGCGUUCAAUAAUUGCCUGGCGAGCCUCAAGGACCAGAAUCCAUGGAACGAUUCGGAUACCUUGCGUGAGCUGUGCAAUGUGCUCGCUUGUCUCCCGGGCUUGCAGCGCGAGGCAGCGAUUGCACUGAGCGCACAGUUCUAUCAUGUGGACAAGGAGCUGAUGAUGAAGAGCUUGGAAAUGAUUUCGAGAUUUAGAGAGCUCGAUGACGGGCUUGGUUUAAAGUAUAGCAGCGAUGGAGAGUGGGAAGACACUGAUGAUGAUGACGAAGGGCAAGAUGAAGACGAAGAAGAUGAUGCCACCGAUGCCAAUUCCAAACAUCUCGGUGAAAUGCCCCAAGGUCCAGGGAAGAAGAACUGGAUCCGCGCCAUAGUCGACAACGAUGCCAACGACCGCUUUGACAUCAAAGGCCACCGCGGUAUCCGUUGCGGUGGCUAUUGUCUUGAUAAUCCCGGCGAUAUCACGAGCUGGGAUCAGACGGCAAUGUAUCGUUGUGUCGUUUGUACGGACUGCGAUUGGUGCGAGAAGUGCUAUUUAAACCGCGUCGCCAAUAGUGGCAGUUCCGAGGGAGAGAAAUGGCGGGCGUAUUGUGGUGCCGGGCAUGAAUUUAUUCGCGGACCGGCCGAGGGAUGGAUGGGAAUUAAGGAUGGAAAGAUUGAAAUAAAGGGCAAAGAGCCAGAGAAGUUUGAGGAGUGGUUGGGACGUUUAGAGAGGGAGCAAUGGCCCAAGGCCUGGAAGGAGUUUUGGAAGGAUUAAUGUGUAUAGCGGGAUGGUACGCUUUUGUUGGCCAAGCGGGAAAUUCAACAUCUGGGAAGGCUGUUAUAAAGAUAAGAAAUAUAACUCUCUUAUCCCUUAGUUAAGGACUGUAGCAGCUUAGUUUUCCAAGUGAAUAACCCUUUACUGAAAAGGUCUUAUUAGCAGGAAGGCUAAGCGUAAAGUGAACUGAGGGGAGGAGUAAUUUUACAUUUAGAAAUAUAUAAUUAG